UCUUUAAAGCUUGCCGCGGAGGUGCUCGCUGUGAGAGUUCCCAAAAAAGUCUUCGCAGAGAUCCAUUAAAGUUAAACAGCCCGAGGAAAUGGCUCUAAUGAUAUCCGCCGCGCUGCCAGUCUUUUUCUUCUCUGUGUGGACGCUGUGUGUUGAGGGCACCGGGUGCAAUAUGACCGGUGUGUGGGUGAGUGACCUAGGCUCGGUCCUGAAGCUGGCUGUGCUGGAGGACUCCGAGCUGAGGGGGCUCCUCACCAGCUCUGUGGAGACCGUGAAGGGGGCAGCGGGCAGUAUGCGGCAGGGCAAUGUGCAGGGGAUCCUGAAUCGGGGGCCACGCCCUUCCUUUGCAUUUUCUGUGGCAUGGGAUGGAGGCUCCACCAGCUCCUGGGUGGGCCAGUGCUUUGUGCAGGAGGAUGGCCGACGGGUUCUGAAGACCCUCUGGAUGCUGCGAUCCCUUGCUCUGAGUUCUGUUGACAACUGGAAGAGCACCAGGAUGGGGGAGGACACCUUCUACAGUGUACCGCCUGAUGAGUGACUGCUGGGAAUAGGAGUGUAACUGUGAUCAUCCUAAUAUUCUCUUGUAAAGAAUUGUCCCUUUCCACAGUGUUUCAGGUUUGGUCUUUUGCUGGUGUAGCCAAUAUACCUCAUCCUCAAGUGUGGCAACCCUCUGUAAUGUUCAGGUUUGGCUGCCUAUACAGGCAAAUUAAAUGUUUAUUGCAUAAUUGUGCCAAUAUUUGUUGCCCAAGGAGUGUGACCACUAUUCAGCAACAUUUUUAGAUGGGAUUAAAUCAAUCCAGCUUCUGCAUUAUCCACUGUGGGUGAGCAGGAGUCCAUAAACCCUGGUUUGGAUGCCACUCAAUUGCUGGGUAGACGCACAGCCAUCUGUACUUACACCAGGGCAACAUAA
This is a messenger RNA of Lepisosteus oculatus (spotted gar), 904 nucleotides long. Its product is annotated as avidin-like. The record is from RefSeq and is a predicted model, not a curated record. NCBI's taxonomy places the organism in Eukaryota, Metazoa, Chordata, Actinopteri, Semionotiformes, Lepisosteidae. Gene Ontology annotation, molecular function: biotin binding.